AUGAGCUUCAAAAAUGAAGAUCAGAAGUCUCCUUACGAGGCGUCUGAAACGAUUCAUGAAGUUGAAAAGAAGCUGAAAAUUUCAUACACAAGAGAGUUCCUCUUGUCCUUGAGUAAUUUGGAUAUUUGCAAGAAGUUACCAAGUGGGUUUGGUGAAUCACUGCUGAGUGAAUUUGAGGAUGGCUUGCAAAGCAUACAAGAUCGACCAAGAAUGCCUGGGAGCUUGUCAUCACAGGGUUUCAGACGCAAUGAGUAUGGCUCAUCUCAGAAUACUCGAGCAGACUCUGAUAAUUACUCUCUAGGCAUUUACGGAAGACGGGGAAGCCAAUUUUCUGGGCAGGGUGAUCAAGAUAUCGACUCAAAAUCCAACAGGGAUUCAGAUUCAGGAAGGCAUUAUGGCCAUCAGUCAAGGAGGCCUUGGCAGACUCCUGAGCAUGACGGACUUCUAGGGAGUGGUUCAUUUCCAAAAACAUCUGGAUUUACUGCUGGGAUCUCCAGCUCAAAGGCACAAGGAAAUGACCGCUAUCAACUUAAGAAGAGCAAUGAACCAUAUCAACCUCCACGACCUUAUAAGGCAGUGCCUUAUCCACGGAGAGACACCGACUCUUUCAAUGAUGAAACAUUUGGUUCAACGGAGUCGACUAGUGAGGAUAGAGCAGAGGAGGAAAGGAGGAGAAGAGCCUCUUUUGAGUUGAUGAGGAAGGAACAACAAAAGGCUCUUCAAGAUAAGCAAAAAUUAAACCUGGAGAAGCAUAAAGCUGAUGGUGUCUCAGACCUUGGUGAAUUAUUGGAGGAUAGCAGAGAGAAACCGAGAGUUUUGAACAGGAACAAUGAAUUGGACUCUUCCUCCGCAGCUCCUGUCUUAAAUGAUUCUGAAAAAUCUUCUUUUGAUUCACACUCUCCUGCGCCUAGGCCACUUGUUCCGCCAGGUUUUACAAACAAUAUUCUGGAUAAGAGCGUCGGCGUAAAAUCUUCGAUUCAUCCUCUGUCAGUGGUUGAAAAACCUAUAACAGGGGAAAUCCUCUUUCGUGCUGGAGCCAACCCCAUCCAAAAUGGUACUUGCAAUAGUUUAGAGAGGCAGUUAUCACAAGAAAGUAGUUUAGUUAAUGGACAGCCUGAAGAUAAGACUAAGCAUGCACUGCAUUUGAACAAGGGGGAAAACAUAAAUUUUCACUCAACUUCAAAUUCGGCAAGCAAUAAACUUGGAAUGGAAAAUCAGUUACACCAGAAUUCUAAACAUUUAGAUGCUCAUCAAAACUUGGAUGACCCUGAAAUCUUUGAACUUGAUUCCAAGAUAUUGGGAGACAAAAUUGUAGGCGAGUCCAGGGUAAGUUAUCCAAUGCUGGAUUUGGAAAAAAAAUUUAGCAGCACAUUAUCAAUGAAUGGAGGCGGAUCCGAUACAGCCGAGUGUCAUGAUAGUAAACUCGAUAAGUGGAACUCUGUCCAGUCAUCAAAGUUUUCCCAAUGGUUAUUUGAGGAAGAUGCUAAGCCAACGGAUGAUAUCACAUCUGGAAGUCCCAAUGAUUUGCUAUCAUUAAUCGUCAGUGGCGACAAGGGCAGAUAUCAAGUUUCUGGCUUGAAAACAGAUGACAACCUUCCACGUGAUUUUUCCUACAAGAGCUCUGAGCAUAGUAAUAAGUUAAGAUUUGGCAUGUCAUCUGCAGCUAAUGGGGUCUCUGAGCGGGUGUGCAUUAGUAACAAAAAAGAGAUUGUUCCUGCUGUCCUUACCUGUGAAGACCUUGAACAAUCGAUUUUGUCGGAAUACAGUGCAAAGACAUCAAAUUUGCAGCCAAUGUUACAAGGCUGGAAUACUACUGGUGCGAACACUGAGCGGCCAAGUGAGCAUGUUGAUGAUCAUGCAGCUGGACACCUGCUUUCAUUAUUGCAGAAAGGAAUAGACGCGAGUAAUUCGACCCCGGACUCUAGUACGGAUCUGGGCUUUGCAGGCAAACUACUAGUCUCUAAAGAACAUGAUAAGGGCAAUGCUGUAAAUGAACCUAAAGGCGAAGUGGGCACCGAGAAUAUUGAUAAUUUGGGGAAGUCUCUUACGAUGGAAUCUCUCUUUGGUUCUGCUUUCAUGAAGGAGCUGCAAUCAGUUGAUGCACCUGUUUCCAUCCAAAGGGAACCAGUUGAGUAUACACGAAUUGAUGUUCCGGAGCCUCAUGGAAUAUCCUUUCCAAUAGUGGAUAAAUACAUUUUUUCCUUGGGAGUUGAUCAAGCCGGAUUUGGAAGGACAAAUCAUGAUAAUAGUAAUUUGACUUCAAACCAGCGAAAGCAAACCAAAACAGGCGAGGGUGAGAACUGGCUGGGAAAUGACUCCUCCCAAAUUGAUUCAAAUCAUCAUACUGAAGCAGUCUCUAAACAUGGUGGCUUUGAUGGGGCAGUUGAAUUUCAGCUGCCUGAAGAGGAGAGCUUAAUUUCUGUAGGCGAUCAGAAUCAUCGGAUUUCGACAUUUAUUCCAACUGGUAAUUCAAAGGCACCUCUUGACAUACCGGAAAAACUGGCAGCUACCAAUGCCAUCAUCAAAGACAAACAAAUUAUGCUUGCUUCAGGAAGUCUGCCCUUUAUACAUGGACCACGUGAACAAAUGGAUUCCAAUAUUCCCUAUAGUUAUCUUAUGACCCAGCAAUCAUCUUCCCAAUUUCAGCCUCAACAAAUGACUCCUGGGAGGCUAUUUUUUCAUCCCAUGGAUUCUCAUCGUGCUCACUCAACUUCCCAGUUGAAGUUCAUGGAUCCAGGCAUCGUACUUAAUCAGGAAUCUCCCGCCGAUCACCAAUUUCUUGGAAAUAUGAUCCAACCGCCUUUUAAUCACUCUAGUGCAGGGGUUGCUGGGUUUGACGUCCAUGCUAACAACCCUUCAAGGCUACAUCAAAUGCAGAUGUCAGGGAAUCCUCACCUAUUACCGGAGUUCACCAGGGGCAGUCCAGUGUCUCGUCCUGGCAAUCAACCAACUGGGUUUAUUCAGGAAAUGAAUCCAGUUCUAGGUUUUCCUUUUGGACCCGACCAACCCAACAUUGGCAGUCUUGGGAUGCCAAUUCCAUCUCCUGAUAUCAAUUCCAGAGGCAACCCCGAGUCAUUUCAAAGGCUAAUUCAAAUGGAAAUUCAGGCAAGUUCAAAGCAGAUCCACCCUCUCGCUACUGGUCGUAACCAAGGAAUUCAUCAUCAUGAGUUAGACAUGGGUUUCCGACAUAGAUAG
This is a messenger RNA of Fraxinus pennsylvanica, 3195 nucleotides long. The record is from the annotation of a GenBank genome assembly. NCBI's taxonomy places the organism in Eukaryota, Viridiplantae, Streptophyta, Magnoliopsida, Lamiales, Oleaceae.